AUGAACUUAAUUAUAGUUUUUAUAGGACUUAUUGGAAUUUUUGGGGGGCUAUUAGAGAUUUUUAAAAUAGCAAAUGCAUCGGAAGUAAGCAAUUCAGAAAUUAAACUGGCCGAUAGUGCUCUUGAUGAAUUUACUCAAAAGGAAUUUAGAGAUAUUAUGAAUAAAAUAAAAGAAAAGGACAGAGAAGAUGAUUCAGAUGAAGAAGAGAGUUACGAUGAAGGUUUUAAAGAAGAAGAUGAAGAAAUUUUAAAAGAUAAAUCUAACCUGAGUGAAACGGAAUCUGAGCUAGAUAGUUUGAAAAAGAAACAAGCUAAUUUAAUAAAAAGAUCAAAGGCUGAAAGGGAGAAAUUAGAAGAGGAUAUUGAAGAUGAUAUAGAAUAUAAAUUUAAAGAACUUCAAAAGAAGAAUAUGAAAAAUAAUUUUUACAAUAAUAAAAAUAAAGGAAUAGAUGGUUCAGAAAAUCGAGAACGAAAAUUAGAGCUAGAAGAAUAUAUUGAGCCAAUAAUUGAUGAUAUUGAUGAUGAUAAUAGCCAAAGCAAUGAAGAUAUGAAUAAAGAGAGAGUAGACGAUGAUGAUGAUAGUGAUAGAGAGAUUGAAGAGAAAAAUAUACGACAAAAGAAAGAAAAAGUUUUGGAUCAAGAAGAAAAUGAAAUAGAGGAUAUAAAAGAAGACAUAGAGAAUAGUAUAGAUGCUAUUGAAAAGAAUCAAUUAGAUUUUCCCACAAAUAUAGCUCAAGAGAGUAAAGCUGAAAAUACUACACAAACAAAUAUUAAGACUUUGCCUUCCGUUGGUGAACAUAUACUAACUUCAACCACAACUCAAAUAGUUACAGCAGUAUUAAUUCAAAGUUCAUUAAAACCUAAUGCAGCUCUAACAUCUUCAAAUAUAAUUUCUCCUUCUUUUGGGAUUAUAUCUUCACCUAAUAGUUCUAAUAUAAAAACAGAAGCUAAAGAAAAUAAAAUUUCAGUUCCAAUAAUUUCACAAAAUAGUCAAAGUAUAUUAAAUAAAGAGAGUACAAAUCCUCCUACAUUUAUUUUGUUGGAACCAAAUUUAUUAAAUGCAAAUAAAAUAGUAACUGAAGAGGUUAAAAUGACACAGAAUAAGCAUAAUAAUGAGGUACCUAAGCAAAUUGAAAAUAAAGGAAGUUCUCAAGAGCAAAAAGUAACACAGAAACUAAAAGAUAAAGAAGAGAUAGUGAAGAUCACUGAAUAUAAUAAAAAUUUAGGUAAUAAUUCAGUGGAUACUGGGACUCCACCAAAACUUACAAGUAAUUCUGGAAUUUCAGCUUCUUUGAGUAAUGGAACAAAUAUCCAAGUUCCAAUUACAACUAAAGUUGAUAAUACAGACAAAGACACCACAAAGGAGGUUAGAAUAAAAAAUAAUUUACUUGGUUCUGGAGAAACAGUACUUAGUACUAUAAAUUCUGUUCAACAUGUAGAUAAUAGAAAUAAUACUGAGACAGCUAAUGAGAAAUUAAUAAGACAACUAACAGAAUUGGUAUCUUCAGCAGCUUUUGAAUUGGAUUCAAAUAAUGAAAAAUCAAAAAAUGACUCAAAAGUUUUUUUAAAUUUGAAUAAAGUAGGUUUAAAUAAUCAGAGUAAAGAAGAUAAAGUUGAAUUAGGAAAGGAAGGAAAUUUUCCUGAAAUAAUACAAAAGCAUAAGAGAUGGUAUGAGAAAAGAGAUCCAGUAACAGGGCAGUUAUUAUUUGAUGCAGCUCAGUUUGCAAAAAAUAUUUCUAGUACUUUAAAUAUUCGUAGAACAAAAGGACGUUUCAGUACUUGUAUAGAAUAUAAUGGGAAGAGGGAAGCGUGUGAAAAAGAAAUUGGUUGUUUUUAUGAUUCAGUUUAUGAUAUGUGCUUAAUUAAUUGUGGUCUUAUCAAGGAGAAGAACACUUGUGAAGAAUAUCUAGAGUGUAGAUAUGAUUAUAUUAUACCUAGAAAGGCUUGUGUAAAUGAUUGUUUUCAGAGUAGAAACUUUACUCAUCAAGAUUUUGAAGGUAUAAUUAGGGGUUGUGUGUGGUGUACUCAAGAAAGUACCUGCUUGGCUUUAGCUAAAGUUCAAAAAGAAAAAUAUCCUGAACCUAAAGAUAGGAUGUUUGAUUGUCAUUGGCAACUUCAAAGUGGCUUAAAAGAAGAUAUAAAUGGUGAAUUUGAAACAUCAAUAUGUGUAGACAAAAAUUUAGGUAGGAAGAUGACUGACAAGGACUUAAUGGCAGCAAGCUAUAUUACUGGGCAGGUUAAGGUUAUGGAACAAGCUGUUGAAAAUAUUGCACAAAAUAUGUUAAAAGAGGGGAUUCCUGGAGAAGAAACUAUUUUAAAGUUACAGGAUCCUUCUUUGUUAAAAAAAAAGAUUUGCACACCUCGACAUAUUCCAUUUUUAAAAAUAAUUCCUAACAAGCCCUUCUAUUUAGAAGGUGAAAUGGUUACAGUUAAAUGUGAGCCAGGUUAUAGUAUUACAGGUUCCACAAAUGAAAUUAUUUGUGAAGAUGGAGAAUUAAUUCCACAAGUAUAUUGUAUAGCUCAUGUAGCUAUUCAAAAGCAAGCAUCUUCAAUUAGAAAGCAUUUGGACAAUAUCUUUUCUCUCCUUAUUAAUUCUGUAACUGGUGGAUCUGAAUGGUUAGGUAGAACUAUGGAAGAACUUCAUAAGAAGCAGGAGAUGAGGGGUAAUUCAGAACUUGAAGAAAAUAAAUUUGAUGAUUCUAAGGAUAAAGAAGAUAUUACUAAAGAUAAUAAUAUGGAAACUCAAGAGGGAACUACAAAAGCUGAAGAUAAUAAAGAGUCUCCAAAUAUAAUUAAUAAAUUAUCAGAACCUAUUAAACAAAAUAAUGAAGUAAUUAUUAGACCUCAUUUAGAUACUAAUAUUAAAGAAAUAGAAAAUGACAAGCAGCAAAGUGAUAAUGAAACAACCUUAAAUAAAAUAAAGCCUUCUGAUUCAUCUGGAAAUCUCAUGGUAUUUGAUAGAGUUACAGGAAAACCAAUCUUAACUACUACACCUAAGCAACAGAUUGAAAAUCAAAUUGAAAAGAAAGAACAAGAAAAGAAAACAUCUGAAGACAAAACUAUGUAA
This is a messenger RNA of Cryptosporidium muris RN66, 3066 nucleotides long. Its product is annotated as SUSHI domain-containing protein. The transcript has a single exon. The record is from RefSeq and is a predicted model, not a curated record. Gene Ontology annotation, cellular component: preribosome, large subunit precursor. Bases 1 to 3066 code for a protein of 1021 amino acids. Lineage: Eukaryota; Apicomplexa; Conoidasida; Eucoccidiorida; Cryptosporidiidae. Gene Ontology annotation, biological process: rRNA processing; ribosomal large subunit assembly.